Ahaetulla prasina is the source of this 1603-nucleotide messenger RNA. RefSeq names its product C-signal-like. The record is from RefSeq and is a predicted model, not a curated record. The transcript has 7 exons. Lineage: Eukaryota; Metazoa; Chordata; Lepidosauria; Squamata; Colubridae. The coding region runs from base 425 to 1198 and encodes 257 amino acids.
GUAAUCUGGUCCGAACCGGGAGCGUUUCACCACUGCCUUUGCCUUGGUUGUUGGACUGGAACUUGAUCAUGCUAGCACUUGUUUUUCUUGCUAACCCCUGACUGUUUUUCUUGCUAACCCCUGAUGUUUCAUUUUGUGAGAGACAGCUCCUCACAAUAAACACAAUAAGCUGAAUCUCCAAAGCAGUGAUGCUUCUCAGCAACCCAAAAGUAAAGCUAAAAUAAUGAAGGCCUUUGAAACACGGAUUAAAAUCCUACAGUUUUUGUUCUGCAAGAUGGAGCUGAGGUCACAUAACAUCUUGCAAGCUCAUUGACAAGUUCACCAUUAUCUUGAAGCAGAAUGCUACCAUCUUGUGGUUAGAUUCUGGGGUCCGUAAAGAUCUUGAAGCGUGCCGAAAAUCUCAUUAUUUGGCCGGCAAGGAAAUAUGGAAGGGCUGAAUCCACGCAGUGUCCUGGUGACAGGAUCUAAUCGAGGCAUCGGUCUGGAGAUGAUCAAACAACUGGCUGAGAAAAGCAACCCACCACAAUGGAUCUUUGCAACCUGCCGGGAUCCAGAGGGACCACGUACUCAGGAUUUGAGGAAUCUGGCCGCUCAGCACCAGGAAAUUGUGAUAAUCCCACUGAACAUUACUGAUCCAUCCAGUAUCAAGUCGGCUGUAACGAUGGUCACGGAGAGGCUGAAGGGAACUGGGUUGAAUCUGCUUGUCAACAACGCAGGAAUUGCACCCCGUGAUUCCAAAGUCGAAUCUCAAGCACCUGAAGAAAUGGCCGAGGUCUACAAAACCAACGUCAUUGGGACCAUGAUGAUUAGCCAGGCGUUCCUGCCUUUGCUGAGGAAGGCAUCUCAAGACAGUCCCAAGAAAGGGAUGAGCUGCAGUAAAGCCUCCAUUGUCAACAUGUCCAGUUACGCCGGUUCCAUCACGGAAGUUUACCUGUGGAAGUACGGACAGAUUGUUCCUUACCGUUGCAGCAAGGCUGCUCUGAAUAUGCUGACACGGUGCCAAUCGUUGUCAUUCAGCGCCGAUGAGAUUCUUUGCAUCACAUUGCAUCCAGGAUGGGUGCUCACCGACAUGGGAGGCAAAUUGGCUCAAAUGACAGUGGAUUCAAGCGUAGCAGCUAUCCUAAACCUUCUGGGUCAUCUUUCUGAGAAGGAAACUGGCAAUUUUCUGAGUUGGGAAGGGAAAGUCCUUCCAUGGUGAACAACUUGUUUGGGGAAAUGGACGAGCCUCUUACUUGGGCCAAUGUGAAUAUUUAUCUUGCGUUAUUUGUUGAUUAAAUUGACUUUUGUCCCCAAAUUGUCCUUGCUGGUUCCUCUUAUUUUUAGCUGUCCUGGAGGUUAAAGUCAUGAGACCGUAAACAUCUCUGCACUGCACACCAGAACAACUAGACACAAGAACAGUUUUUUCCCGAAGGCCAUCACUCUGCUAAACAAAUAAUUCCAUCAACACUGUCAAACUAUUUACUGAAUCUGCACUACUAUUAAUCUUCUCAUAGUUCCCAUCACCAAUCUCUUUCCAUUUAUGACUGUAUGACUAUAACUUGUUGCUGGCAAUCCUUAUGAUUUAUAUUGAUAUAUUGACCAUCAAUUGUGUUGUAAAUGUUGU